AUGGCGCCGAAAAUCUACACGUCCCAGUUCCCCUCUGUCCCCGUCCACGACCGUUCCCUCUUCACCCAUCUCUUCCACUCCACCCCCGGCACGAACAACGUUGGAGGCUACGACGGAUCCCUCCCGGCUUUCGUCGAUGCGCCGACAGGGACAACGAUCACACGCGUCCAAUUGAAACAGCUAGCACUUCAGCUUGGUGCUGGCCUUCGUGCCCACCCCGCUCUCAACGCAAAGCGCGGCGAUACCGUCCUCAUCUACUCCGCGAACUCCCUGACAUGGCCCGUGGUUCUUUUUGGUUCGGUUGCCGCCGGUCUUCGGUGCACGCUCGCGAAUAGCGCGUAUAAUGAACGCGAGCUCGCCUUCCAGUACACGGACAGUGGUGCGCGCCUGGUUUUCACCAGUGAGGAUGGCGCAGCGGUCGUCCGGGCGACUCUGAAGAGCCUUGGGUUGAGCGAGAGAGAAGCGGACAAGAGGAUUAUCGUUAUGACCAAUGGACUGGAUUGGGUGGGAGGACCUGCUGCUCCUAUCAAGCUCGAGGUCUCCAAGCUUGUGAAGGUUGCGGACCUCCUGAAAUUCGGGGCUUUGAAGGAGGAAGAAAAGUUCGAUAGGCAGCUGGCCAACGAGACGACGUAUCUCUGCUACAGCUCAGGUACGACCGGCAAGCCAAAGGGUGUCGAGACCACCCAUAGGAACAUCACGUCCGUGCUGGACAUGGUCAAACCCGCGUUCCCGCCACUGGAUCUCGCGGUGGACAGGCUGAUUGGCGUUUUGCCCUUCUACCACAUCUAUGGCGCCAUCAAACUCCUCCACUUCCCUUUCACGUGCGGUGCCCCGGUCGUGAUCAUGGCGCGCUUCGACCCCGUCCAGUUCUGCGCCAACCUCGAUCGCUACAAAAUCACCGUCGCCCUAGUCGUCCCACCCAUCCUCGUCGUGCUCGCCCGCCAUCCAGCGGUCGAGCAGUACGACAUCUCCUCUCUGGGCCGGAUCUGCUCAGGUGCUGCGCCGCUCGGCGCUGCCCUGUCCAAACAGGUCAUCGACAGGCUGACGCCCAAACGCAAGGGCCAACCGCCCAUGAUCAUCAUUCAAGGAUACGGCCUGACGGAGACGUCGCCCACGACGCAUCUCGUGUUGGACAAGGACGCCCAGAGGAAGGUCGGGAGCGCUGGUAUCCUGCUGCCUAACCUCGAGGCGCGUCUCGUCGUAGACGGCGAUGGCGAUGGGAACAUCGACGCGGCUGAGGGUGAGCGAGGAGAGAUUUGGGUCAGGGGGCCUUCUAUUAUGAAGGGAUACCUGAACAACCCCACUGCGACGAAGGACUCGAUCACACCGGACGGAUGGUUCAAGACUGGAGACAUUGCCUACCGCGAUAGCGACGGUUACUACUUCAUUGUUGACCGUCGCAAAGAGCUUAUCAAGUACAAGGGUUUCCAAGUCCCGCCCGCUGAGCUGGAGAGCGUGCUAUUGACCCACCCCGACAUCGCCGACACGGCUGUCAUCGGUGUGAAUAGCGCAAGGGAGGCGACCGAGUUGCCCAGAGCAUAUGUCGUCCAUGCUCGACCUGACACUGUCAAAACGGAUGCUCAGAAGGCCGCCUUUGCCCAGAGCGUGAAAAAAUGGAUCGAGGGGAAGGUCGCAAGGCAUAAGUUCUUGCGAGGAGGUGUCGUCCUCAUCGAUGUUAUUCCCAAGAGUGCUGCUGGUAAAAUUCUUCGACGAGAACUUCGUGAGAGGGCGAAGGAGGAGCUCGCUGGUAGAGAUCCUGCUGACGACGUCGUGAAGUCCAAGCUGUAA
This is a messenger RNA of Cyclocybe aegerita, 1788 nucleotides long. NCBI's taxonomy places the organism in Eukaryota, Fungi, Basidiomycota, Agaricomycetes, Agaricales, Hemipholiotaceae. The record is from the annotation of a GenBank genome assembly.